Molecule: messenger RNA, 1590 nt
Organism: Ostrea edulis (European flat oyster)
Lineage: Eukaryota; Metazoa; Mollusca; Bivalvia; Ostreida; Ostreidae
Exons: 5
Coding region: 991-1491 (166 amino acids)
Source: RefSeq, a predicted model, not a curated record
UUACCCUAAAAAGCAAUACAAAAAAAGCUGUAACUAACGGUGUUUUUUUCAACAAUCCAAUUAUGCACCAAAUAUCACCUGUCGGUAAAACAAAUAUAAUCCCCAAGAUCUUAAGAAAUAUUCAGCAAAAUAAGGAAGGGAUUAUUGUUUGAGAGCAUACCUACAAUGAGCGUUUCGUACAAACCGCCAUUGCGUUGUAUACACAGACACGAAACUAGAUUGCCGAACAUAAUCGGGUUGCUGGGACCGAGACGGAGACUAACGUGAGUAACGUACUACACGUGUCGUUUGUUUUAAAAUCUGACAUUGUUUCAUGAAUGACAUGAAGUACUAUAAGUGUAAGAAAGUAAUAAUUACGCAAAUGUGCCACUCAAAGGAAAUUUUGCUAGUGAAUUUUCUAUAAGAUUAGCAUUUUAGAUUGUCUACAAGUCCGGCACGUGCUCGGUGCCUCUCUUUCGCUUUUUUCCGAACUGGUGGUCUCGAAUGCACAUCGGAGAUUACGAGCAGGAAUAACCGACAGGAUGACAAUGAUUCAUAAAUCGACAUUUUCUACUAAUUUGACGUGUUUAUUGCUUCAGAUUCACUCUGAUUCCAUGAAGUUAUAUAUAAUUCAAUCACAAAUAUUUUAAAUAUUUGUUCUUUUAUUUUUCAAUUUAUUUGCCGUCAGUUACAGCUUACAAGUAUUGCUUUAACGUGACAUUCAGAUGUGUUUUAGAGCAAAUAUUUACUUAACUUACUAAAUACAUUUAAAGGGCUCUGUCAAUGGAGACUUGAAUUUAGAUAGUAUUUCAUACAGUAUUUACUCUAACCAGGCUGGCGAAACUAAUACUGAAUUAAAGAUCAUCCUCGACUUACAGGCGGUGAAAACCUACCUGGAUCAUGUUUCUAUGUAAACAGUCACAUACUUUAACAAUACACGGAGUGAUACUUUUAAAGAUCUGUCAAAUCUUGUGAAUUUGGACAUAACUAAUCUGUAGGAAGGAGUACUGAAUGGAUAUUACCUCGUCUCUCAUGCUACAGGUGUCGGGAUCAAAGCUGUUGUUUAUCUACUGCAUCGCUUGUGUCGUUGACUUCUCUGAUGGAGAUGGAGAAGCGUGUGGUACCAUUGACCGUGGAACACAGUUGUACUGCCCGGACAAAUAUCACUGCUGUGACUCCGUAAUACACUCCUGUUGUGAGGACGGAUAUGUGUGUUGGAAAUCUGUCUGUAUCAGCAUCAUCCCUCUCAUCUUCAUGCCUUGUGUUGUCUUCAUUGUUUUCAUCGCAACAGUUGUCGUAAAAGUCGUCAGAAAAAGGUCGGGACUUAUACAUACCAUUUUGGGUAGGUCUGAACCAGAUAGACAUGCUCAAAACGUGUGUGAUCAUUCUUCCAUCCAAACCUGCAGACUAAAUUCAGGCGUUUUUCUUGGUUAUGUUUAUUCAUUUAUGAAAACGUCGGUCAUAAAUUUAAAAAUAUACAUAGCAGAUGUGAAGUUGAAAGCAGUAAAAUAGGACCUGUUUUGUGCAUGAAAGUGUUGACAUCGAAUAGUUGAAAUUUGUUUCCUUUACUAUUACAUGUUUAAUAAAACUUAUCCUCGGGUAGUAACUUUA